This is a messenger RNA of Varanus komodoensis (Komodo dragon), 363 nucleotides long. Its product is annotated as neurophysin 1. The record is from RefSeq and is a predicted model, not a curated record. Lineage: Eukaryota; Metazoa; Chordata; Lepidosauria; Squamata; Varanidae. Gene Ontology annotation, cellular component: extracellular region; secretory granule. Gene Ontology annotation, molecular function: neurohypophyseal hormone activity. Bases 1 to 363 code for a protein of 120 amino acids. The transcript is spliced from 3 exons.
AUGUCUUACCACACGCUAGCCAUCUGCUUGCUUUGGCUCCUGGCUUUCUCCUCAGCUUGCUACAUCCAGAACUGUCCCAUUGGAGGAAAGCGAUCCAUCCUGGAUAUGGAAGUCAGAAAGUGCAUCUCCUGUGGGCCCAGAAACAGAGGCCAUUGCUUCGGACCCAACAUCUGCUGUGGAGAAGAGCUGGGCUGCUACUUUGGCACAGCUGAAACACUGAGAUGUCAAGAAGAGAACUUCCUCCCAACCCCUUGUGAGUCUGGCAGGAAGCCGUGCGGCAACAACGGGGGAACCUGCGCUGCGUCUGGCAUCUGCUGCAACAACGAGGGCUGCAUGAUAGACUCUCUCUGUGAUCAAGAAUGA